AUGCAAUUACCAGCAAACGAAACCGCAUACUCCAAUGCACAAAAUAGCGAAGAAAUGGACCUUAAGAAGCAUGCCCUCUCCUCAUAUCUGGACGAUAUGACGGAGACCACAGCGUAUACGAGUAUGGGCAGUCUCACGGAUUCCAUAACCACUGCUGGCGCCUCCUUGUCCAUGAGGAGCAGAAGGGGUUCCAUAUUGAAAUCACCGUCCUGUGGUUUCGAACCAUCACCAAAGAAAAAUCUCCCUUCCAAGAGACGAUCACGGAUUAGCUUCUCCACGACACCGAAUCAAGUCUUUACCAUCGAAAACACGGAAGAGUUCUACGAGGAUAUGUUUUAUGAUCCAGAAUCCCUUGCAGACUUUCGGUACGAAGCUCUCAUGUGGGAGACUGGAAUGGUCGAUGAGAAUGGAACGCCCGUCUCAGUUGUUGAAUCUGCCAACGAAACCAAUGACAAAUACGGACACUUGGACGAUUUGAACGGAUCCUUGGACUUUGAUGACUUGCUUUUGGAUGAAAUCAAUCCCACCAAGACUAAGGGUGCUAAAGGUCCUUUGGAAGAUCUCGAACAAGACAAGGAGUACAGCAGAGACGCCAUUAAAGACUUGAGGAAAAGCAUCGAUGGUGCAGAUCGGCAAUGGAAAUCCACUGCCGAUGUCUUUGGCAAUCUUGGUGGGGACUGGGAUUCUGAUGAUGAUUCUGAUUUCAAUGAUGAUCACGAUGAUGAUAUCGAAAGUGUUGCUGGUGACGAUGAAUUGAAUGAUGAUCUAGACAAUCCAUUCACCGCGCUAGACGCGGAUGCUCCAGGUGUAUCUCUUUCGUCAAAGGAAAAGUUUGACAAACAACGAAGACAAUUGUCCUUCCACAAGAACAAGCAACUGUUUGGGGGUGCUUUCAAUUUGGAGGAGGAAGAUGAUGCAUUCUCAUUGGAACCAUCCGAAGACGACUGUAGCCAGCGAUCAGAAAGAUCUUUUGAAGGCAACAAGGAGGAUAGUCAACGAUCACAGAGAUCACCAUCUGUUUCAUGUGAAGUUGUUAAUGACAGCGAACGAACUCAAAGUACUGUUGUUGGUGAUACCAGCGAGAGAUCACAGCUUCGCAAGAAACUAGUGAAACGUGACAGCGUACGCCAAUCGCUGCAAUCCUUGUCCAAUGUCUUUCUCUCAUCAUCGAGCCAUCACGGUGAUUCUUCAGGUGUACUUUCCCUGGACGUCAGUGCUCAUGAUAAUGCUUCUGCUGCUGCUGCUGCUAAUCAUAAUAAUAAUAAUAAUGGGGAAGGAGAUCGACGCAGUCGGCUAAUGGCCAAGAUGAAAGGCUUACGGGAGAGUCUUCGCAGUAUCCAAGACAUGGAAGACAUUGACUCGGAUGAUGACAGCGAAUGGGGGGAUGAGGAAGACGAGGAUCUGAAUCGUGGUGGUUCUGGAAUGAUUGACACCAAGAAUUUAAAGCGUUCGUUGAUUGUGAAGCACAUGAUUUACAGUCCAGUGCCAAAUCAAGGCCGCGGAACGAUAGAACGAAUGGAAAGUUUCAAGGAAUUGACAGUUCCAGAACUAUAG
Molecule: messenger RNA, 1554 nt
Organism: Cylindrotheca closterium
Lineage: Eukaryota; Bacillariophyta; Bacillariophyceae; Bacillariales; Bacillariaceae
Source: the annotation of a GenBank genome assembly